AACAUCCCUAUAAAAAAAUUAUCCAUUUAGGAAAAAAAAGAUAGCUUCAGUUAAACACCUGAUUUAGGCAUCUCAUAUUGCUUUCACCCUUUCUUUAUUCUUCUAUCCGCGUUCAAACCACAAAAUUCUCGUCCAUUUAAAUACGAACCUAACCACUCCCCCUUUAUUUAAAAACUCAUCGAUUCCAUAAAAAGUAAACCCCAAAACAAAACAAAAACAAACGUCUCCAACAACAAAGAAGACUCAGCAAAUAGGUACGUGAUCAUCACAUUCUGCAUUUACGCGCAAACGAAACGGAUUCAAAUAAUCCACCAGCUAGCUCGAAAUCAUCAUUUUGAAUCAAUCAUCAUCGAUCUCUGGCUUCUAAAACCAUGCCAGAGAUCGAGAUCGUCCCGGGCGGGGACAACACCGCGGCGUUAUUCGGUAAAUACGAGCUCGGAAAGCUUCUCGGAUGCGGCGCCUUUGCGAAAGUCUACCACGCACGCGACCGCCGUACAGGACAAAGCGUAGCUGUGAAGAUUCUCAACAAGAAGAAGCUAUUAGCGAAUCCAGCACUAGCCAACAACAUCAAACGAGAGAUCUCUAUCAUGAGAAGAUUAUCUCAUCCCAACAUCGUUAGGCUACAUGAAGUAAUGGCGACGAAAGCGAAGAUCUUCUUCGCUAUGGAGUUUGUUAAAGGAGGAGAGCUUUUCAAUAAAAUCUCUAAACACGGUCGUCUCGCUGAAGAUCUAAGCCGUAGGUAUUUCCAGCAGUUAAUCUCAGCCGUUGGUUAUUGUCACGCUCGCGGUGUUUACCACCGGGAUCUCAAACCGGAGAAUCUAUUGAUUGACGAAAACGGGAAUUUAAAAGUUUCCGAUUUCGGUCUCAGCGCUUUAACGGAUCAGAUCAGACCCGACGGGUUGUUACAUACCUUGUGUGGUACUCCGGCGUACGUCGCACCGGAGAUUUUGUCGAAGAAGGGAUACGAAGGUGCUAAGGUAGAUGUGUGGUCUUGUGGAAUCGUCUUGUUCGUUCUCGCCGCCGGUUAUUUACCGUUCAGCGAUCCGAAUCUGAUGAAUAUGUAUAAGAAGAUUUACAAAGGAGAGUAUCGUUGUCCUCGAUGGAUGUCGCCGGAUCUGAAACGAUUCGUUUCUCGUCUUUUAGAUAAUAAUCCAGAGACGAGGAUCACCAUCGAUGAGAUUUUGAUAGAUCCUUGGUUCGUUAAAGGAGGUUUGAAACAGAUCAAGUUCCACGACGAGAUCGAGAAAGAUCCGAAAAUGGAAUUGGAAGCUGUGAAGAAUUUAAACGCGUUUGAUUUGAUUUCGUACUCGUCGGGAUUGGAUCUGUCGGGGUUGUUCGACGGUUGUAGCAGCGGUUCGAUUGGGGAAUCGGAGAGGUUUUUAUCGGAGAAGUCGCCGGAGAAAUUGGCGGAGGAGGUUGAGGGGUUCGCGAGAGAGGAGAAGCUGAGGAUGAAGAAGAUGGAGGAGGAAGAGUAUGGGUUUGAAAUGGAAGGGCAGAAUGGUAAAUUUGUUAUCGGAAUUUGUAUUUCACGUUUGAAUGAUUUGCUUGUUGUGGUGGAGGCGCGGCGGAGAGGUGGUGAUGAUGAUUGUUACAAGGAGAUGUGGAAUGAUAAACUCAGGGUUCAACUUUUUCGCGAUUGCGAUCAGACGCCGCCAAACGCCAGUGUUUGAAAAACGCUACUAGCGUUUUGGUUUGGUUGAUUUGCGUUUCUGUUACGGUUUUUUUUUUUCAUUUAGAUUUUAUUAUCUUCGUACCAAAAAAAGGAAAAAUAAAUUAACAAUAAUAUGUGUUUAAAUACUGUACCAAAUUGUAGGUAUCUUUUAUUUUGUGUUUAUUAUUAUACGUGUUACUAAAUUAUGUACAACGAAGUCUAAAAAUGCAUUUUGUAGAGAUUUUACUCUUUUGUAUAAUGAAGAAAUUGUUCUUCUA
Capsella rubella is the source of this 1929-nucleotide messenger RNA. RefSeq names its product CBL-interacting serine/threonine-protein kinase 11. Gene Ontology annotation, biological process: protein phosphorylation; signal transduction. The record is from RefSeq and is a predicted model, not a curated record. The coding region runs from base 372 to 1670 and encodes 432 amino acids. Gene Ontology annotation, molecular function: ATP binding; protein kinase activity. Lineage: Eukaryota; Viridiplantae; Streptophyta; Magnoliopsida; Brassicales; Brassicaceae. The transcript has a single exon.